AUGGGUUCUGAAGUGAAUAUCAGGAAAUUUGGUCAGUUCUUUUAUAAUAAAUCUGUGUUAUUCUGUAGUGCUGACAGUGAACUGGAGGACGCAGUUGUGGAAGUAAUUGACCAUCACCUCCUACAGAGGCCCACAUCCCCCUCCUGCCCUGUCACUGUGGAGCCCGUAGGCUCCUGCGCCACCUUGGUUACAGAGCGCAUAGCCCAAAAAGCACCUGAGGUGCUCGACCAACAAGUGGCUCAGCUUUUAUACGGUGCCAUUAUCCUAGACUGUGUUAACAUGGCACCUGAGGCAGGCAAAGUCACCCCUAAGGACAGCCAGUACGUCGUCUUUCUGGAGAAACGUUUUCCCAAACUGCCUCAGAGGGGUGCUUUCUUUCAGUCGCUACAGAAUGCCAAGUUUGAUGUGUCAGGCCUCUCCACGGAACAGAUGCUGUUGAAAGACAUGAAAGCAGCAUCUGGUGGGGAUCUAAAUUUAGCUGUCAGUGUCAUUUACAUGACACUAGAGGCUUUUCUUCAGAGGCGUGGACUACAGCAGGACCUCUGUGAGUUCUGCCACAAUCACAACUACAACCUGGUGGUUGCCAUGACAAUCUCUUUCAAUGACAACAAAGAGCCCUUCCGACAGUUAGCCGUCUACAGUUCCAGCACUGUCUACAGGGAAGAGAUGAGUAAAGCACUAGAAAAAGCCAAAAACAACAGUCUGGACCUUAAGCCAAUGAGCAGUUCAUAUCCGGAUGUGAAGGCCUUUUUACAGGGUAACACAUUAGCAUCCCGCAAGAAGGUAAUGCCCAUAAUCACAGACUUUCUGAAGGAGAGGGAAAAGAAAGCAUAUCAAUGUGGGAACAUAGAGGACCUAGAUCUGGACGAUGAUUCCAAUCAGGACCAGAGUGAAUCUCAACAAUGUCCCGAGGACGCUGGGAUUGAGGAUGAUACCCAUGUUCCUCCAACGCCAAUGAACAGUCUGGUGGAGGGUUGUCCCUUAGACAAUGGCCUACCAAAAAUCAGUCCUGAGGUUUUGGUGGAGAAAGUUAGCAAGAUGGCCAGCAUGGAGGACACGUCUCCUGAGGGACAGUGAUGAGAAUCAGUUGUCAAAGAGAGUCUUGAAUAAGAGCUGGAGAAGGAAAGUCCUUCUGCAUCUUCAAGAGGAUGAAGUGCAUAUCCAACAGUGCUGCAUCAGGGCAUGAGAAUGAAAUGGCACUUUUUUGAUCUGGGUAACUCACAAAGGUACGAUAGUCUGAAGAGACCAUUCGGUUAACUGGUACAUGAUCAUUCGAAUGGAGCAUUACAUAAAUGCAUUUUAUGUACAAUGUUUAAAGUUUGGCUGACGUAAAAAAAAAAAAAAAAUUCAGGUUUAGGCUGUUUAUUUAUAGUUCACAGUCAUAUUCAUGUUUGAUCUUCUAAAUUAAUCAGAAGUCUCAUUAAGACAUAUAAGCACAUUAUCUAAAAUUGACUAUAAGCACCCAGUGCAAGCUAGCUACUGACAGUGCAUAAUGAAUUUCUGGUAUUAUACAAUUAAUUAUAACAUGGUAGCUAUCGUUGCUUUUGAUGUCAGUAACAUACUUCAUUCUUCGUAGUGUUAAUUAAAGAAGUUAUUUUCAGCUUGUCUGCACAUCACCUCUGUGGCAUGGCAUUGAUUUCCCCAGAAAAUAGUUUUGACUUCUCCCUUGAUUUAUAAAAGCGAAUGGAAAUUGCAUUUACAGUAAGACUCUCACAGUAUUAUCCUAGCAGGCAAGCAAUUUUUUAAUCUCAUGUGGAUACUGAGCUAAACUACCAGUAACACCCCCUCUGUGGCCUUUUGCAUGUUAUAGGUGUUAACUGACCUGCUCCUGGUUAGAAUCAGGGCACCUGCAUUUUAGUCAUUGAGAUUUUACUGUUAAUUACCAAAGACCUCAGUUAUAUUUGUGUGUGAGGCAUGUUAAACAUUUGAUCAUUUGAGAUUUAAAACUUCAGUAUUCUGUUCAUUUAUAUUAUUUUGUUACAUAAUUUAUUUGAUGAUUUGAUGGCUUGGGGUAUAUUAGGGUUGAAAAAAUGUUUUUCAUGAACAGUCAGUUUGAUUUGUUAUAUGGCUUGUAGUUGGGCUGCACGAUUAUGACAAAAAUCAUAAUUGUCGAUUAUUCCCUUGA
This is a messenger RNA of Sinocyclocheilus grahami, 2125 nucleotides long. RefSeq names its product protein prune homolog. The record is from RefSeq and is a predicted model, not a curated record. Gene Ontology annotation, molecular function: exopolyphosphatase activity. Gene Ontology annotation, cellular component: cytoplasm. The transcript has 6 exons. The coding region runs from base 1 to 1077 and encodes 358 amino acids. Lineage: Eukaryota; Metazoa; Chordata; Actinopteri; Cypriniformes; Cyprinidae.